GGUCUCGAAUGUUUGACUGAUGAGAUAGCCACAUGGAGGCAAAUGUCUUCACAGCCGCACGUGCUGCCGCCGUCAGCGGAUGCUUUUCUCUCUGUCAUUGACCCAAGAAGAAACCUUAAUAACGGUGGAAUGACACUUACCUACGGCUACUCCGGCUCACUGAGUAUUCCCUACAACCAGGCAGCCUCUCAGGGAGAAUAUAUGACAGGUCGGCCGCCCUCAGAGUACAAUCUGCCCACUCAACCCUCCCCAGGACAGAUGGUGCACAAUUCAAGAACAAUGCUACCACCGCUGCCCCCACAAGGAUUGCAAGUGAAAGCCCUAUAUGCUCAUGUCGCAAGUAAUGAGAGUCAACUCAAGUUCAACCCAGGUGAAAUGUUGACCUUGAUCGGAGAUCCUGCCGAAGGCUGGAACUAUGGUUACAACCCU
Molecule: messenger RNA, 429 nt
Organism: Candidula unifasciata
Lineage: Eukaryota; Metazoa; Mollusca; Gastropoda; Stylommatophora; Geomitridae
Source: the annotation of a GenBank genome assembly